UGACCUGUAAAUCACACACCUGAGCAGGUAAAGCAGGUAAGUGUUCAGGGGUUUCUCACUGAUACCUCCCCUGCAUCUUCACUUCAUCAUGGAUGAGUGACUGAAAACCUUUAGUCAACGUUUCCUGCAGGAACCCUCUGAGCACCUGAGACUGUAACUCACCUGUACUGAAAGGUAGCGUGGUAAUAAUGGGGUGUAUGGAGCAGCGUCGGUCCAGCUGGGUCUAUCCCACAUCUCUGCUGUGCUUCUAUGGGUUCUUCAGCACGGUAAAACCUCUGGAGCCGUUCCUCAUCCCGUUCCUCACCGGACCGGACAAGAACCUCACCAUGGAACAGGUAGCCAAUCAGAUCUUCCCGGUGUGGACAUACUCGUACCUGGCCGUGCUGGUGCCGGUGUUUCUGCUGACCGAUUGGCUGCGCUACAAGCCCGUGAUCGUGUUCCAGUGUGGAGCUCUGUUUGGUACAACCUCCAUGCUGCUGUGGCUGCAGGGGGUCGGGGUCAUGCAGGCCAUGCAGUUUGUCUACGCCGUGGUGACGGCCUGCGACGUGGCCUACUUCUCCUACAUCUACAGCAUGGUGGCGCUGCAGCACUACCUGAAGGCCACCUCCUACUGCCGCACCGCCCAGCUGAUCGGAUACACCGUGGGCUCAGUACUGGGCCAGCUCCUGGUCUCGUUCGACCUACUGAGCUAUCACUACAUACUGGUGCUAACGCUGGUGCUGAUCUCUGUCGCAAUGGUGACCGCAGUGCUCCUGCCAAUGCCCAAAACCAGCAUGUUCUUCCACCACGGGAGGAGGCCAGGUGGAGGUGAUUUACCUGAGAGCCAGGUAGAGUGCUCCACUAGUGGAAGUACACUGGAAGCAGGAAAAGGUGGAGCAGAUGAAAUGGAAACUACAGGAAAUGUCCAGAGAGUAGAGGAUGCUCCACAGGCUAAAGGAGAUGAUUCACAGGAGGAUCAUGGGAAAAGGGUGGAGUCCAGCCCAGCUUCAGAGGAACGAGGGGGUUGCUGUGGUACCCUCCUGCAGCUGUGGAGAGACUUCCUAACCUGUUACUCCAGCAGAGAGAUGCUGUACUGGUCAGCAUGGUGGGCUCUGGCCACCUGCGGCUACAACCAGACCAUCAACUACGUCCAGGCACUCUGGGAACAUGUGGAACCUUCCAGCAACUUCAGCAUCUACAACGGAGGAGUGGAGGCCGUUUCCAGCCUGUUCGGUGCGGCAGCAGCGUACGGGAUCAGCUUUAGUCCGGUGGACUGGAGCCGCUGGGGAGAGCUGGCGCUAGGCUCUCUCUCGGGGCUGGAGGGCGCGGCCCUGUUCGCCAUGGUGUUCUCAGAUAAUAUCUGGGUGUGUUACGCUGGAUACAUCAUCUUUAAAAGCCUCUACAUGCUCCUCAUCACCAUCGCCAUGUUCCAGAUAGCUGCAGGGCUGUCGAUGGAACGUUAUGCUCUGGUGUUUGGAGCGAACACCUUUGCCGCUCUGGUUCUGCAGACCGUCCUCACCUCCAUCGUGGUGGACAGCAGAGGCCUCGGGCUGGACAUCGUUCCUCAGUUCAUAAUCUACGCAUCAUAUUUCUCCAUCAUCGCUCUGCUGUUCCUUCUGAGGGGUCUGUACACAUUCUACCAGCAGAGAGAACCACAGCACCGGAGAACCGCCGAGGAACCCAGCGAAAGUGUUAAACAGACAGACACACACCUGCACUGAAUACACACACUGAACACACACACACACUCUGAAUCCACACACAUUUUCUUAUUUUCAUAUUAGUGUUAAUUAAUGUAGCCUUAUUGUAAAGCACAUGUGUCAAACACAAGGCCCGCGGGACAAAUGUGGCCCGCCACGUCCUUUUAUGUGGCCCGCGAGAGCUUGUAUUAUCUUAGUGUCUAUAAUAAAUAGGUCAGAAGCGUUCUUUGACCAAAAACUACAUUUCCCACAAUGCUUGUCGAUUGUGUUACCCGCAAAGUUGCGACUUAUUGCCACUACACAGCAGUGUAGUUAUUGAUGCGGAAACCCUGCCGGAGGGAAGGCGUAACUUCGCGGGUGGAAUUGAGACAUAC
This is a messenger RNA of Astyanax mexicanus (Mexican tetra), 2053 nucleotides long. It is a transcript of the gene slc19a3a, whose product is annotated as solute carrier family 19 member 3a. Gene Ontology annotation, molecular function: vitamin transmembrane transporter activity. The transcript has 6 exons. Gene Ontology annotation, biological process: vitamin transport; transmembrane transport. The record is from RefSeq and is a predicted model, not a curated record. NCBI's taxonomy places the organism in Eukaryota, Metazoa, Chordata, Actinopteri, Characiformes, Acestrorhamphidae. The coding region runs from base 189 to 1700 and encodes 503 amino acids. Gene Ontology annotation, cellular component: plasma membrane.